GUUGCCAUCUAUUUAUUAUCACUUCUGACUUGUCAACCAGCAAUAACGAAAACGUCUCUCGUCUCUCGGCUCUCUCUCUCUCUUUAAAAAAUGGACAGUGUCGCACUCUUCUUCACUGGAGCUCUCGUAGCCGGCGGAAUCUACUGGUUCCUGUGCGUCCUGGGACCAGCGGAGCGUAAAGGGAAACGAGCGUUGGAUCUAUCGGGCGGGUCCAUCUCGGCGGAGAAAGUUCAAGACAAGUACAAACAGUACUGGUCGUUCUUCCGCCGUCCGAAAGAGAUCGAAACCGCCGAGAAAGUCCCGGACUUCGUGGACACGUUCUACAACCUCGUCACCGACAUCUACGAGUGGGGAUGGGGACAGUCCUUCCACUUCUCUCCUUCCAUCCGAGGCAAAUCCCACCGUGACGCCACGCGCCUCCACGAAGAGAUGGCCGUAGAUCUGAUCCAAGUGAAACCGGGUCAAAAGAUCCUCGAUGUCGGAUGCGGCGUGGGAGGUCCGAUGCGCGCGAUUGCAUCCCACUCGCGAGCCAACGUGGUGGGGAUCACGAUCAACGAGUACCAGGUGAAGAGAGCGCGUGACCACAACAGGAAAGCAGGACUCGACGCGCUCUGCGAGGUCGUGUGUGGUAACUUCCUCCAGAUGCCCUUCGAUGAUAAUACCUUCGACGGCGCGUACUCUAUCGAAGCGACGUGUCACGCGCCGAACCUGGAAGAAGUCUACGCCGAGAUCUACAGGGUGUUGAAACCCGGAUCUUUGUAUGUAUCGUACGAGUGGGUCACCACUGAUAAGUUCAACGCCCAGGAUGAGGAACACGUGGAGGUCAUCCAAGGGAUCGAGAGGGGUGACGCGCUUCCUGGCCUUAGGGCUUACUCCGAUAUAGCCCAGGCCGCCAAGAAAGUUGGGUUCCAAGUUGUCAAGGAGAAGGAUCUUGCCGCUCCACCGGCUCAGCCGUGGUGGACUAGGCUUAAGAUGGGUCGCCUCGCUUAUUGGAGGAACCACGUUGUCGUUCAGAUCUUGUCUGCCGUUGGAGUUGCGCCUAAGGGAACCGUCGAUGUUCAUGAGAUGUUGUUUAAGACUGCUGAUUUCUUGUCCAGAGGAGGCGAAACUGAAAUUUUCUCUCCCAUGCAUAUGAUUCUCUGCCGGAAACCUAUGUCUUAAACGAUUAUCAUUUGCCCGAUCUCAGUUUGUUUUUAUUUUUAUUUUAUCAUGGAUUUUUAAUUUUGCUUGGUCAGUCAGUCAGUCAAUGUACUACUCCUUUAGAUUUUAAUUUUAAUUUGGUAUUACUGUU
This is a messenger RNA of Brassica rapa (field mustard), 1291 nucleotides long. RefSeq names its product 24-methylenesterol C-methyltransferase 2. Gene Ontology annotation, biological process: steroid biosynthetic process. Gene Ontology annotation, molecular function: S-adenosylmethionine-dependent methyltransferase activity. The record is from RefSeq and is a predicted model, not a curated record. Lineage: Eukaryota; Viridiplantae; Streptophyta; Magnoliopsida; Brassicales; Brassicaceae.